AUGAAAUCUAUAACAAUUCUGUGUAUUUUAUUCAUUUUACUUUUUGUCUUGAAUGCUCAAGUCAAUGGAAAUACUUUAAAUUUCAAACCAAACUUUCAAGGAACGUUUAGCGAUCCUGCGAGUUGGGUAGAAAAUGUAGCACCACUUAGCAAUGAUUCAGUGAUCAUUAGUUCACCAGGUAGUAUUUGCUCGAUCAAUGAUACCAACUCCAUUGAUUCUAUCACUGUUUGGAAUAAUGCAACUACACCUACCAACAGUCUUUAUCUUGUUGGCGCCAAUCUUACCAUAGCCAACACAUUGUCUGUAAAACAACCCAACACCGUAUUUAGUUGUAAAAAAUCCGUUGUAAAAGGACAGAUUUCAAUCACUGGGUCAUCAAAAGAUAUUAUUUUUGAUGAUUGCAAUUUCGAUAAACUUUAUAAUGAAGGAUCUAUCAAAGCAACUUAUAUAUCAUUACAAUCACAAAACAUAAUAAAACUUGAAAAUAGUGGUCAGUUUUACUUCACAUUAAUGACAAAUUCCUUCAUUGAAUCAUUGAUUGCCAAUGGUGGUCUAUUUUAUUUCCUUCAAGGUAAAAAUGUUUCUAUAAAAAAACUAUUUGCAAAUGAGACACAAUGGAAAUUCCAAAUGUUUGGAUCUCAAAUCUCUAUUGAUAGUUUAGAAUCUCAAAAUGGUCUAUUUGGUCAAUUAACUUUAACAACUUCACAACUAUCUAUUGGUAACUGCAGUAUAAUUGGAGGUUCUUUGUCUGCCAACUUAGAAGGAUCCACCCUCAGUGUACCAAUUUACAUUAAUAAGGUUGAUUUCACUUUUAAAGGUACAUCUUCAUCAUCAUACAUUUUUGAUGGAUCAAAUGUUAGUUUAGAACGUGGAGUAUUUGAUUUAUCUUCUAGUAAAGUACAAUUCUCAAAAAAUAGUACAUAUCUACAUAAAUCAAAUUUUAAAUUAGUAGAUAGUACUGCAUUGUUCCAAGAUGAGAUAGCAAGAAUGGAUUUAUGUACAUCUUCAAUUGUUAAUUCAGUAUUCAAUAUGGACACAAAGUCUUUUGCUGUAAAUGGAUUACUAUUAAAUUCAACAAAUUCAAAUAUUAUAUUUGGCGCCACAACCAAUGGAUUAUUAUCAGGUUCAACUUUAAAUAUUACUCAAAAUAGCAAUAUUACAUUUAAUCAAGGAUUAGAGAUACAAUCAAGCAGUAUUUCAAUAGAUACUUCUCAGCUAGUAUUUGAAUCACCAAUUUCUAUCAAUUUAAAUUCUUAUAUUCAAUGUAAACACUCCAUUAUAAAUAUCAAAUCAAAUGUAUUAUCAAACUCUAGUUCAAGUUUGGUAGUCGAUAGUAGUAUUAUCAAUAUUAAGAGUUCUCAGUUCCUAUUGGAUUUAGCCCUUAUCAACACAUCGAUUACAAUUGAUGAUCCAAUUCAACUUGUUUCUCUUACCUUGGACAGUAAUUCCAAUUCAACCAUUCAACUCGAUGACCUCUUGCAAAUCGAUUCACCCAAGAUCAAAGCAAAAUCAUUGAUAUUGAAUGGUAUUAUCAAUAUUGUGGUGAGUAACAAUGUCUUUGAUACUCUGGUAAACAAAAGCGAUCCAGUCCCCAUAAUAACAUGUGACAAUAACAAUGCAAUCUACCAAAAGCAAUUAAUCGUCAAUUUUAGUUUACUCGAUGCAUCCAGAGCAGAGAGUAUCGCCAAUUGCACUGUAUUCACACUCACCUCUACUGGAAUCUAUAUUUGGGCAAAAUAG
This is a messenger RNA of Heterostelium album PN500, 1740 nucleotides long. RefSeq lists its product as uncharacterized. The record is from RefSeq and is a predicted model, not a curated record. NCBI's taxonomy places the organism in Eukaryota, Evosea, Eumycetozoa, Acytosteliales, Acytosteliaceae. The transcript has 6 exons. The coding region runs from base 1 to 1740 and encodes 579 amino acids.